This is a messenger RNA of Pestalotiopsis fici W106-1, 516 nucleotides long. RefSeq lists its product as uncharacterized. The transcript has a single exon. Bases 1 to 516 code for a protein of 171 amino acids. The record is from RefSeq and is a predicted model, not a curated record. Lineage: Eukaryota; Fungi; Ascomycota; Sordariomycetes; Amphisphaeriales; Sporocadaceae.
AUGUUUUGUCAUUGCAGACAUUCGAGAGCCACCGCAGCCAUCCAGAACUUUAUCAGACCACCCGUACUCUGGACGUUGGUCGUGGUCACACUUUCGGUCAGUGGUGCGCUCGUGGGAUUUAGUAUCUCGAAAACCAUGUCCCUCAAUGAACAGGUAUCGACCGCCAACCCCAACGACGCCGACAAAUGCCCCGACCCGAAUGCCAGCGCUCAUUGCACGAGCAACCCCAAGUUCGUCGGUCUUCUCAGCAGCUUCUUCUUGCAGAUUCUGAGUAGCUACUGCCACUUGGUCCCUAUCUUGGACGACCACAUGCGAAGAAAGGAGAUUGAUGUCCACCACUACAUAUUCUACUUUUCCAUUGCCACGAGCAUGUUGACGGCUAUGCUCGCGCCAAUCUUGUUUUGCAACAAGGGCAAGGGGCUCGAGCUCAGUAUUGUCAUGAACUUUCUGGCAAACAUCUUUGAUGUUGUCACGGCUACCCAGCUGGCUGGAGGCAUCAUGAAGCUCAACCGAUAG